This is a messenger RNA of Cladophialophora bantiana CBS 173.52, 5220 nucleotides long. RefSeq lists its product as uncharacterized. Gene Ontology annotation, cellular component: Scc2-Scc4 cohesin loading complex. The transcript has 2 exons. Lineage: Eukaryota; Fungi; Ascomycota; Eurotiomycetes; Chaetothyriales; Herpotrichiellaceae. The coding region runs from base 1 to 5220 and encodes 1739 amino acids. The record is from RefSeq and is a predicted model, not a curated record. Gene Ontology annotation, molecular function: chromatin binding. Gene Ontology annotation, biological process: regulation of gene expression; establishment of mitotic sister chromatid cohesion; replication-born double-strand break repair via sister chromatid exchange.
AUGGAUCUCACAGGAGAUACCAUCGAGGUCGUCGUCUCGCGACGGCCGCAACGUGAUCCCAAUGCGAGGCAACUCUCGGUGGAUCAGGCUUUGCAAUACACUCCUAUGACAACGUCGAUUCUCCCCGCUUACAAUCGCAUCCCUAUCCCACAGGUCGGUCGCCUCAAUGACUUGCGCCUCACUUCUUCCUCCGAACGUCAGGCAGUAUAUCGAAGCGAACUGUACUCCUCGAGGGCCAAAGAACGUCUUUCCGUCCUGCUCGACCCCAGCCGCCUGUCUAAGAUCAAAUUCCCUCGUCCGCCGAUUCAAAAUGAAAAAUCGGUCGAGACAGACCUGAACCCCAUACAGAACAUGGUCCUCAAGAUGUCAAAAGUCGAGUAUGCAUUACCCUCGACAACUGCUCCUCAGCCUACAGUCAAGAAGAAAACUCUCCAAAUGCCCAUAACUAAACCGGCCUUUGUCGUUGAAGUACCUAAGCCACCUCCGUCUUUAACCAGAGAUGACCAUGUCGCUUGGCAACAAGGACGGAAAGUGAGCGAUCCUUCACUAAACACCAAGCGCGUGUUGGCGACCAGCUCCAAGAAACAGAAGGAUGACCAGCUGUUAGCGAGCUUUGAGAGCCACCUGGUCGACAUUUUCGAAGCUCAAGAUCAAAUUGCCCCCCACACAUCGACAGAGCGAGUCAAAAUCAACAAUGCUAUGUUCGAUGUACCAGGUGGUGAAGACGACACUGAGCCGCGUCUUGCGAUCCGUGUACAUGAGCAACUUCAAUCGGUCAUGAGCCAACUUUUGUCCUCUGGUCGCUUAGGUGAUGCUUCUGUGGAGUAUCUUCGACGACUCCAACGUAUAUGUGAGCCAGCGAUAGAAGCUGCGCAGACAGUCAACUUGCAGCUCCCGUCGGAUCCAACGGAUGAGAACAUUUCCGCUUGGUUGUCGAAACUUCACAAAGCAGAAAAUGGUGCUGCAUCAGCCUCUACUCUAGUCUACACCGUCCUCAGCGCUCCUCACAAUCAAGAUCUCAUCAGUUUAGAAGCACUACAAUGGUUGCCUAACGUGCUCGUGAACUUGUUCGAGAACUGUUUGAUCCCCACCGUCGAGGCCCGCCCAGAUGGACAAAGCAGUCAAGUCUUCAGAUAUUCGUCUGUCUACAGUGAACCGUUGAAACGCUUGCUAGAUGCCGGCCGCAAACUUCUGGGCCUUGUUGCAAGACUGUGUGUGGACAUCAAGGGAGCCGGACCCGUCGUCAACUCCACCGAAUUCCUGGCGGUGAAGCUUAUUUUUGUUCAGAAUGCCUACAACGACAAAUCGUCAGCAAUUGGAUCCCAAGCGUACGAACGAUUGAGAAAGCAUGCCAUGGCGGCUGUUGCCAAACUGUACGCAGCGUUCCCCGACGAGCGAUCGGCGAUAUUGGACGAGGUCUUGACAUCCCUGGACAAGUUGCCUUCUAAUAGCCGGAGCGCAAGACAAUAUAAACUUGGAGGUGGCAGAAAUAUCCAACUGGUGUCUGCUUUGUUCAUGCAGCUGGUUCAGACUUCGGCCAUGCAAUCAGGCGUGAAGAAGCGCAAGUUGCGGCGCCCACCACGGACAGGAUCUUCGAAUCCUGACAGCUCAGAAGAAAGCGAGGAGUCGGCCAGCGACAUGGAGGUUGAUUCUGCCCCUGGGGCGGAUGAAGAUAAAAGGAAUCCACUAUCAAAGCUGGGUCAAAUGGCGCAGAAUCUUCUGCAUGACGCGCUCAACAGUGCCCAACAUAUUGUGAUGUGGAUGGUUGACAAAGCCUCCAAGGUCACGAAGUCUGGAGAUUCGCCUUACCGCAACAUUCUCGAUCUGUUCGUCGAAGACCUCACCCUGGUGUUCCCAUCACCAGACUGGCCAGCAUCUGAAUUGCUUCUUUCCGUGUUGGCUCACCGGAUGAAAACACUUGCCGAGACAGACAAGGCGGCUUCCACCAAGAAUAUGGCUCUCGAAUCAUUGGGGGUCAUGGGGGCUGCUAUUUCUCAGACUCGUGCGUCUGUUCGAAGCCUGCUUUCAUCAAUCACCAGAGACGGAGAACCACGCUCCACUACCAUCGCCCAAGAUCUGUCAGAUUCAGUCAGAGAUCGGCCUCAUUUCUCGCUUGAAAUUCAGGAGCUUGUGUCUGCCCGCGGGCCAUUUUCUAUCGUCAACUCCUAUUUGAGCCAAAAAGGAGGGGAGAGCUUGGGAACAAAGUCUGCGAGGGCAUAUCUCCUUGCGAAGUACGCCACGUUGCUGAACCAAAUUUCCAAACACCCACGAGAUGGAGAGCGGGAGUUCAAAAUCGACGCGAGGCUUACGGACACCCUCUUGGCAACACUUCAACAGCUGUCCGGAUCAAUUGAAUAUAACGAAGUCGUGGAUGAUUACGCUGAAGUCACCGAUCGAGAGGCUACACUGGCCUACAUGCUCAGUAUUCUAAACGGGCAAUUCUGUUGCUUGUUUCCACACAUUGCCAAAACGCUCAGUUCGUCUCUUGAAAGUGAUCAGGCUCAAGUUCGCAGCCGCAGCUUGAAGAGCAUUGCCGCGAUGUUAGAGAUUGACUCAAGUCUUCUCGACUGGGAACAAUCGCUAGCGGACGCUGUUCUCAAGUGUGCUUCUGACGACUCCUCCUUGGUGAGGGACUCUGCCUUGUCUCUCAUUGCCAAAUUCAUCAUGCCAAGGCCCGCACUUCAAGCGAAAGCGUUUGGGAUGCUUCGCAAAUGCACUGCUGAUCCCAAUGUCGGAGUUCAGAAAAGAGCCAUGGGGCAUUUGAAAGACGUCUACCUGAAAGAAGAGAGACCGAAGUUGAAAGUAGCCAUUGCGGUCGAGUUCCUGCGCCGAACUGCCGAUCAAGAAAGUUCCGUGGCUGAGCUUGCUAAGAAGAAUCUGGCAGAGGUUUGGUUUGAUUCCCACCUGACAAUGGUGGACUCCGCAGCUGAGUCUGCACGUCUGGACGUCGCGAUCGGGGAUCUCAAAUCGCACAUUGUUGCAUGCGUUGACACAGACGUCGCCCGUCUAGCCCCGCUCUUGAAAGAGUUCUUGAUUUGGAAGUUGAAGGAUUCCAAGAACACCGAUCAAGUCCGAGACCUAUGUGCCCGUGUUGUCAAGAAACUGCUAGACGCAGCCAAUAGCUCAGAGGUGGGACCGGCAGAAUUGACGACACUUGUUGCAUUUGUGGAGGCUCGACCGGAAACGGUGGUGCCUGCAGACCUAACCAGUUUGAAGAGCUAUCUGAAAGACUUGUCCAGGCAGGAUAACAUGCCGAAGUUCAUUUCAGUGGUGGCUAUAUUUCGUUCAGUUCUACCACAUCUGUCCAGCACCCAAGCUCCGCUGCUGCAAGAGGUUCAGAUGGAUCUUCUAAAAGCUAGUGGCAAGCUUACACAACGCGAAGUUAUCGAGGAGGUCAUGUCUUGUCUAAGAAGCAUCGGUGGUGUUCUGCAAGAUGCCACCAAGAUGGUUAGGUUCACGACAUCGCUAGUAAGGAAUUUGCAGCGGCCGGGGAUGGUCCAAGAGACCGCAGAGGCUCGUGAGAAGGAAAGUCAAUCAAGGGAACUCAGAGCAAAAGAGGAUAAAAUGAGAGAGCAAUCCCUGCGUCUGCUUGGCGCUGUGGGGAAGCAUCUUGAUCUGGAACGUUCUUCCAAAGAAUUUCAAACCUACUGUCCUACAUACAAAACGGGGUCGGUUGCAGGGUUCAUUGCGGACUGCAUUAUGGAACACACCCUCAAAGGUCGUCCUAUUGAGACCCGAGUGAGGGCUUUGGAGAGUCUUGGCCUCGUCUGUCAAGCAUGGCCGGGCCAGUUCAACAAACGACAUAUUCGCGAAACCUUCUUCCAAGUCCUGGAGGGAUCGUCAUUUGGCGGUUUGGACGAAAAAGACAUUGGGAGGAUGCAGGUCACAGUGCUUGAGUCACUCCAAGAACUGUACCGGAAGCGUGCCACCGUCAAAGAGGACGCCAAGAAAGUCGAAGUCCAGGCGUUGAAAAACAUUGGCGGGGACAGCAAGACGCGCGAGGAUGAGAGUGCGCUCUCGAUCAUCACCAAUACUCUGGUCGACCUCCUCCUCCGAAUUGUCAUGUCCGAGACCGGUGUAACAGCGCUGCUCGCUGCUCGAACACUGGCCAGCAUCGACCAUCAGGGCAUGAUACAUCCGAAACAAAGCACAUCGGCGUUUGUGGCACUGGAGACCAGCACAGAUCCCCAGGUUGCCAGUGUUUCCCGGCUUGCCCACGAGCACCUGCAUCAACAGCACGAGUCCGUCUGUGAAAGGGAGUAUAUCAAUGCCGUACAUGCCGCAUUUCGGUAUCAGAAUGAGGUGUUCAAGGCUCCACAAGGAGGCAUUGUUCCAGGACACCAAGCUAAACUUGCAGCAGCCUUUGCAAUAAUCAGCACCAGUGGUUCGAAGUACGUGAAGAAGUUCCUCAGCAACCUGAUUUCGAAACUCAACACCGACUACUCCAAGUUGGAUGUGGCUGGGAACGAAAUUCCUGAACAUCUGUUGUUUGUGCUGUUUGUGACGCAGAACCUGGCAUUCUUUGAGUAUAAGAAGAUGGAUGAGCUACUGCACGCCGUGCUACAACUCGAGCUGGCGUUUGGCAGAAACGGUGGCGAGACCGCACAGGCGAUUGAGACGGAUCUCCGCUUGGCCUCUGUCAGCCAUAUCGACAAUGACGCGGCAGAUUUGGUCGGGAUGGAGCCAGCCCCCCCGGACGUGGUCGUGGACCCUGUCAUGUUGAAGAGACUGGCGACGGCCGCUUGUGCGAUCACAUUGAUCUCCGAGGCGAGAAACUAUUUGAAGCGACAGUAUGGGGUAUCGCGAGAUGUUACAACGGCGAUGCAACAGAACAAGCAAACCAAGGAGGCGGCAAAGGAACCGGUCAAGGUGCACGGAAUCAGUGGGGACAAGUUCUGGCACAACUCCAACGCGGUUCUGGAAUCACUCGGCAGUACGGGCGCCAUGAUUGCAAGAUGCCGAGAGUUUGUUGAUCUUGUGGCCGUGGAUGAUGAGGUGAAGAUUGCCGAGGAGGAAGCGGCAAUCAACGCCAUGCUGGACGUUGCCCCGGAGCAAGCCAUGAGUGCGCAACGCGGUCGAAAGCGCAAGAGUGGACCUGGGUCAGCUGGAGGGACCCCGAAAAGAGCUCGAGGUCGGCCUCAGAAGAAUGGACACGCGAGACGUUCGUCGAGCGUGGCCUCAUCCGUGGGCCACGAUCUUGACACAGAUGUUAAUGGCUGA